AUGAUGGAUGCAACAGUGGGGCACGCCACAGCGACAGCGACGCCUGUGGCGAUGAAUGUGGAGCCAUGCACCCCACGUUUCCAGACACAGCCGAUGGUGAGCCCGACCUCGUCAGCCAAGCGCCGUGCAGAGGAUCGUUUUUAUGGCCACAGGCUGAUGGCUGAAGUCAGUGAACGGUUCCUCAUGUGCCUCUUUUCCUGCUCGCAAAAUUCAAUGGCUACCACCGCCGACACGGCCAUCCACAAGCAGCCAUGUACGCCGCGACUUGCACACUUUGUGGCCUAUGCGCUAUACCGUACGCGACUGCCCAUGACUGUCGUAUACACUGCUCUGCUUUUGCUCUUGCGGCUCAAAACACGCUACCCAGUUGCACGGGGCUCUUCUGGCCACCGUCUUUUUAUCUCUGCCUUUAUGCUUGCCACCAAGAUGCUCUGCGACGACUCGUACAACAACAAGAGUUGGGCGAUUGUCGGCCAGGGCCUUUUUACGCUCGUCGAGAUUAACCAAAUGGAACGCGAACUGCUGGGCUAUCUGGACUUGAAACUUGACGUUGCGCCCGGCGAGCUUGCGCAAUUCACCGCGACGCUUGAAAAGUACGGCGCGCCUGCGCUCUCGCUCACAGAGCUGAACACACUGUGCCUUGGUGCUCCUGUACGCUCACACACCCCACACACCACAUCCUCGCCCACAGAUGCACCGCGGUCGAAAAGCGCGCACAGACGGCGCCCUUUGCACAGACGCUCGCUCAGUUUGCGUCCCGAUUUCUGGACACAAGCCCAUGGGCCCCCACUGUGUGUAUCAGGCAUGCCACGUCGUGCAGACAGCGAAUGGUCGAUGCAACAGGCUGUACGCGCUUGCCCAUCGCGCGCUUCGCUGCCGGCUCAGCGGAAUGCGACGAGCGCGGCCAUGUUUCCUGCGAUGCCGCCGUACGCUGCGUCCGCCGCAUCAGUUGCUGCGAUGGCCAGUGUUGCUGCCGUGCCGAACCUCAUGCUCUCUGAAUCCCACCGCUCGCCCAUGGCGCGCCAGCUGUACGCUACGGAAAAUACCUCUUCUCUCUCCAUCGCGACACCCGGCAGCAUAUCCUCGAUCGAUCGCCUGACCCCGUCCACGUCUCUCUCCGACUUUGAGCCGAGUCCAUGGACAAAUGCACCGACCCUCCAACCCUUCCACCACCCCAUCAAGGACGCGUGGGACGAGGUCGGACCCCACCGCGCCCCGUUUCGUGUACCCAACCUGUAG
Messenger RNA from Malassezia vespertilionis, 1239 nucleotides. RefSeq lists its product as uncharacterized. Gene Ontology annotation, molecular function: cyclin-dependent protein serine/threonine kinase regulator activity; protein kinase binding. The record is from RefSeq and is a predicted model, not a curated record. The transcript has a single exon. Bases 1 to 1239 code for a protein of 412 amino acids. Lineage: Eukaryota; Fungi; Basidiomycota; Malasseziomycetes; Malasseziales; Malasseziaceae. Gene Ontology annotation, cellular component: cyclin-dependent protein kinase holoenzyme complex; nucleus. Gene Ontology annotation, biological process: regulation of cyclin-dependent protein serine/threonine kinase activity.